Boleophthalmus pectinirostris (great blue-spotted mudskipper) is the source of this 1884-nucleotide messenger RNA. It is a transcript of the gene ephx5, whose product is annotated as epoxide hydrolase 5. Gene Ontology annotation, biological process: epoxide metabolic process; arachidonate metabolic process. The coding region runs from base 214 to 1629 and encodes 471 amino acids. NCBI's taxonomy places the organism in Eukaryota, Metazoa, Chordata, Actinopteri, Gobiiformes, Gobiidae. The transcript has 9 exons. The record is from RefSeq and is a predicted model, not a curated record. Gene Ontology annotation, molecular function: epoxide hydrolase activity.
GUGGCGCUCUCCUCCUCCUCGGCCACUCGUUCCAGUCCAAGGGGCGAGUCCACACCACUGUAAUAACUUCCUCAUACAAGGAAAAUAGGUAAAACCUGUUAUUAGUCAUUUCAUAUACGUCUUUCUGCCAUGCUAGUGUAAGAAGACGGCGUUUGUCCCUGCGUUUGGAUCUUUAUUAAUAAUUAAUUUGUACGCCACUGAAGCAACAACACGAUGCAGCGACUACUCGAUUUGAAGAACACUUUCUUCGAUUUGGAUGUGAACCAACAGAGACUAAUCGGCUCAGCACUGGCGGCAGGAGGGAUAAGCCUUCUUGCUUACUAUUUUGUGUUUAAGAAAAAAGAGAGAAAAACUAUUCCUCUUGGUGAAGGAUGGUGGGGAGAAGGGGUGAAACGACUUUCAGAAGAUACAAAAGUCCAUAGCUUCAAAGUGGAGACGUCAGAUCAAGAAAUCCAGGAUUUGUACGAGCGUAUUGAUAGGACACGAUUCUCAGAUCCAUUGGAGGACAGCGCCUUCCACUAUGGCUUCAACACAAACUAUCUGAAGAAAGUAGUUUCCUAUUGGAGACAUCAGUUUGACUGGAAGAAACAAGUGGAUAUGCUCAACAAGUAUCCACACUACAAAACCAAAAUUGAAGGUCUGGAUGUGCACUUUAUCCAUGUGCAGCCAAAGAACAAGGCUCAUCAGAAAGUUUUGCCCCUGAUGCUUGUUCAUGGGUGGCCAGGAUGCUUCUACGAGUUCUACAAAAUUAUUCCACUUCUCACGGAAGACCAGGGAGAUGUUGUAUUUGAGUUGAUAAUCCCGUCUAUUCCCGGAUAUGGUUACUCUGAAGCACCACACAAAAAAGGGUUUAACAGUCUUGCAGCUGCCCGUAUUUUCCUGACCUUGAUGGAGCGCCUUGGCUUUUCCCAGUUCUAUCUGCAGGGAGGAGACUGGGGCUCCCUUAUCACCACCAACAUGGCACAGAUGAAGCCCGAGUGUGUAAAAGGACUCCAUUUGAACAUGUUUAUAACACGGUUACAAAAAGGUUUCAAGGGGCUCCUUACCCUGGUCAUUGGCCCAUAUCUGCCCUUCCUGGUCGGACUCACCAAAGAAGAUGUCAAACGGCUGUUCCCAUUCUUUGAGAAAAAUGUGUGGACGAUUUUGAGAGAAACAGGCUACAUGCACAUCCAAGGAACCAAACCAGACACUGCAGGCUGUGGAGUGAACAACUCCCCUGUCGGCUUGGCUGCGUAUAUACUGGAAAAGUUCUCUACUUGGACUGACGACAGCUACAGAGACCAUGAGGACGGUGGUUUAGAGAGGAAAUACACCCUGGAUGAACUAUUGACAGUGAUCAUGAUCUACUGGACUACUAGCUCCAUAGUCUCCUCUAUGCGUUUCUACAAAGAGAAUUUGACCAUGAACCCUGAUGAGAGAAUUGACGGCUUAACAAAUGUAUUUGUCCCAGCUGGACUGGCAGCAUUCCCCAAAGAGCUGAUGCACUGCCCCGAGUCAUGGGCAAAAACCAAGUACAAAAAGAUUUAUUCCUACACAUUUAUGCCUCGAGGUGGUCACUUUGCUGCUUUUGAAGAGCCCCAACUAUUGGCUGAUGACAUUUUCAGUUUUAUCAAAAAAGUGGAGCAGUAGUAAGCAUGCUAACAUGACUGAUGGGAUUUGUAAUGAUUAUUCAACUUCAUAUUAUUUUUAGAGUUUCAGAUAGACAUUCAUAGAAGAAAUCACCACUUUAUUGCUCACAAAAUAUGAAUUUGUUAAUGCAUUAUUUCAGUUAAAUAUUUAUAUAACAAUUAGCACUCACCAGCACAAGCUUCCUUAUUUGACAGCAUUUCAUACAGGUUCUAUAUUGUGUUAUUUUGUUUAAAUAAAAACUCCUUUGAAUUACAA